AGCCCUGCAGCCGAGAGAGCCCGCUUCACUCCAGCACGCCAGGCUCCCAGCUGCUGCCUUGCCUCCUCGGACUCCCGAGGGGCUCCUGAUUCAGCUCCCUGGGCUCCCCGCCUUCUCAUCCGCGCGCCACUGGCGUCCCCACGUCCCCCAGGAGACGCCCUUUCCCCGCGCGCCCGGGACUUGGUGAAACUUUGCAGACACCGUCGGUGAGAUGGAUUUAACCCCAACCUUCUUGCUCCGUUUCUUGCUCCUGGCCUGCAGCCUCCCACUCAACGCCGUGUCACUCCGAACCGCUCUGCGAAAAUCAGGCAAAUUGGGGCCUCCUCUUGAGAUCAAGCUGGGAGCCUUGAACUGUACAGCUUUCAACAUCCAGUGGAAAACACCGAAGCAUUCUGGUAGCCCCGUCAUUGGGUACACAGUAUUUUUCUCUGAGGUUGGUUCAGAUAAGUCUCUCCAAGAGCGGUCACACAAUGUACCUGCUGGCCAGGACACCCUAAUCACUGAGGAAGUGAUUGGAGAUUUGAAGCCAGGCACUGAAUACCGAGUGAGCAUAGCUGCUUACAGCCAGACUGGCAAAGGGAGACUUAGCUUUCCUCGGCAUGUGACCACUUUGUCUCAAGAUUCCUGCCUGCCCCCUGAAGCACCCUACCAGCCACAUGUCCUUGUGGUUUCUGAUUCUGAAGUGGCCCUCUCUUGGAAACCUGGAGAGAAUGAAGGAAGUGCCCCAAUUCAGUCCUACUCUGUGGAGUUCAUUAGGCCAGAUCUUGACAAGAGCUGGACCAUAAUCCAAGAGCGGCUGCAGAUGGACUCCAUGGUUAUCAAAGGCCUUGAUCCAGACACCAACUACCGGUUUGCUGUGAGAGCCAUGAAUGCCCAUGGCUUCAGCCCACGCAGCCGGCCCAGCAACACCAUCCGAACCCUGGGCCCGGAGGAGGCAGGAAGUGGCCGCUAUGGACCUCGGUAUAUCACCAGUACAGGAGUGAAUGAGGAUGAUGACGGAUCUGAAGAUGAACUGGAUCUGGAUGUGUCCUUUGAGGAGGUUAAACCACUUCCUGCUACCAAAGCUGGGAGUAGGAAGGUCUUGAUAGAAUCCAAGAAGACUUCUCUCUCUAACCCAGAGAUGGGUUCCAGGCUUGCACAACCUACCCCAGCAUCUCUCCCUGAAACUACAGUGGCCAUCCCACACACCCCUGCCCAGCGGAAGGGGAAGAACAGUGUGGCCAUGAUGUCAAGGCUCUUUGACAUGUCCUGUGAUGAAACUCUCUGCUCCGCUGACAGCUUCUGUGUCAAUGACUACACCUGGGGAGGCUCACGAUGUCACUGCAACCUGGGCAAAGGGGGCGAGGGCUGCUCGGAAGAUAUCUUUAUCCAGUAUCCUCAGUUCUUUGGCCACUCCUACGUAACCUUUGAGCCUCUGAAGAACUCUUAUCAGGCAUUUCAGAUCACUCUGGAAUUCAGGGCAGAGGCAGAGGACGGCUUACUGCUCUACUGUGGGGAGAAUGAACACGGGAGAGGUGACUUCAUGUCCCUGGCUCUCAUCCGACGCUCCCUCCAGUUCAGGUUUAAUUGUGGAACCGGGAUUGCCAUCAUCAUAAGUGAGACCAAAAUCAAACUUGGAGCCUGGCACACAGUGACAUUGUACAGAGAUGGGCUGAACGGGCUGCUGCAGUUGAAUAACGGCACCCCGGUGACAGGCCAGUCCCAGGGCCAGUACAGUAAAAUUACCUUCCGGACACCUCUGUACCUCGGUGGCGCUCCCAGCGCUUACUGGCUGGUGAGAGCAACGGGGACAAACCGUGGCUUCCAAGGCUGCGUGCAGUCACUUGCUGUCAAUGGCAAGAGGAUUGACAUGAGACCCUGGCCACUGGGAAAAGCCCUCAAUGGAGCUGAUGUAGGGGAAUGCAGCAGUGGAAUCUGUGAUGAAGCCUCCUGCAUCAAUGGAGGAACCUGUGCAGCCACCAAAGCUGACUCCUACAUCUGCCUCUGUCCCCUGGGGUUCAGAGGUCGGCACUGUGAAGACGCAUUCGCCCUGACCAUCCCUCAGUUCAGAGAGUCGCUGAGGUCCUAUGCUGCCACACCCUGGCCCCUGGAGCCCCAGCAUUAUCUUUCUUUCACGGAGUUCGAGAUCACUUUUCGGCCAGACUCAGCGGAUGGUGUCCUUCUGUACAGCUAUGACACGGGCAGCAAGGACUUCCUGUCUAUCAAUAUGGCUGAGGGCCACGUGGAAUUCCGCUUCGACUGUGGUUCUGGGACUGGAAUUCUCAGGAGUGAGGAUCCCCUCACCCUCGGCCAAUGGCACGAGCUGCGUGUGUCUCGCACAGCGAAGAACGGUAUCUUACAGGUGGACAAGCAGAAGGCGGUAGAGGGAAUGGCAGCGCUAGCCUUUGACUUGACGAUGAUGAUGGUGCUGCUGCUGGUGGUGGUGGCCGUGGCGACGAUGACAAAUCGAUCUGACAACUCUGACGAGCACUUAUUGAGUAUUCACUAUUUGCUCAGUUCAGUGCCAGAUUCGGCGCGGUGCAAGUCCGCGCCCACGCGGGCAGCAGCAGGGUUGACCCUGGGCUGGCACGGGCGGCGCGAGCCCGAGCAGCGCUGGCCCCAGAGCCGGGGACGCGCCCCCCCUUCCCUCCCCCGCACGCGCUCCAGGCUGCCGCGCCGCGCCCCCGCACUCACCGACCGCUCCCGCGCCGCUAUCUUGCCAUCCCAGCCGGCCGCCGCCCCGGGGGGCAGUCCGGACCCUGCAACCCGGGACUUGCAAUCGCGAAGCAGCCAGCCCGACAACAGCCGCGGUUCCGGUGUCCCCGUCGUCCCCCGCGCAGGUCGGCUCCAGCGGCCACCGGCGACGGGCUGCCGCUGCCCUCUCACAACCCCCCGAGAGCCACCGCAGCGCCAGGCGACGAUAACGGCCGCGGCCACAGCCGAGACGCUCCGGCGCGGACUGCGCGCCCGGAGGCGGCGCCAGCAAGAAGCUUGGCAGGGGGCGCAGCACCCAGGCCCCGCCCAGGCCCCGCCCCGCGCGCCCCGGACUCUCCCCCCCCCCCCGCACCCCCCCCUUCGCCGGCCCUGCGGCGCGCACCGGGCGCGGGCCCGCGAGGUCGCGCGUGAGUCGGAGCCUCUGGGUCGGUCGGUCGGUCGGUCGCGCGCGGGCCCGGCGCCCAGGGUGGUGCCUCUGCUGAGGCUCGGGUCGCGCGGCCAGCCUUGCAAGGUCACAGAGCCGCGGGAGAGAGCGCAGCCGCCCUGCCGGUGCAAAGCCUCAGGAAAGGCCGGCCCAGCCCAGGCGGCCCUGCGGGAACCAGCGCGGCUCCCAUACCGCUGUCACUGCGCGAUGCAAACCUUGCAGGGAGGAGGAAACCGAAGUCGCCCCGAAAAUGCACACGGACGCCCAUUCCUGCCUUAG
Messenger RNA from Peromyscus eremicus (cactus mouse), 3397 nucleotides. It is a transcript of the gene Egflam, whose product is annotated as EGF like, fibronectin type III and laminin G domains. The record is from RefSeq and is a predicted model, not a curated record. Gene Ontology annotation, molecular function: calcium ion binding; protein binding. The transcript is spliced from 17 exons. Bases 212 to 3397 code for a protein of 1061 amino acids. Lineage: Eukaryota; Metazoa; Chordata; Mammalia; Rodentia; Cricetidae.